AUGGCUGAAGCUUCAGGUCAAGAGGACUUCUCAGUCCUUACCAUUUCACUUCCUCCACUCCCAUCAUACCCUGUGCAGACUACACAUUCCGUCUAUCUUAAAAGGAACGCCAAGAUCAUCACUAAAAACGACACGCGAAGUCUCUUCCUCGUCAACGUGCCUGUGGACAGCACCGAGGCCCAUCUUCGAGGCAUCUUCUCCAGCUUGGUAGGCGCUGGCAAGUUCGAAGCUGUCACCUUCGAACAGGACUCAAAAACUUCCCAAACAUCCCAUGAGCCUGGACAAGCUGUUCGGCUAGCGGCGCUCGGCAAGCGGAAGCGAGAAGAACAAGAAGCACAGAAUAAGAAGGACGAAGAGGCUGCACAGCUGCCAGCCAUCUGGUCGCGGCCACUACGCCGAAGCGGUAGCACCGCCGUGGUUUUGCUUGCCGAUGACAAGAGCGUCGACCUGGUACUCAGGGCCGUGAAGAAGCUCCAGAAGACCAAGAAAUAUCCGGUUUGGGGCGAGGGGGUUGGUGAAAAGACCCCGUCAUUAGGCUCGCAAUGGCUCAAGGCACACAACAAGCUCUCUUAUCCAGGCAACGAGGUUAUGCAGGAUAUGGUCGAUGCAUACUUCACCGUUUACAACAGGAAGGAGGUUGAAGCCAUCAAGCUGGCCAAGGCCAUGCAGAAUGAACCUGAUGAAGAUGGUUUUAUUACUGUCACCAAGGGUGGCCGCACUGCACCUGCCAGGCAGGAAGAAGCAGAAGAAGCCAGGAAGAAGAUGUUGGAGAGACAGCAGAAGAAGAAGGACGAGACCGGCAACUUCUACCGCUUCCAGUUGCGCGAGAAGAAGAAGGCCGAACAGGCCCAGUUCUUGCAGAGUUUCGAAGAGGACAAGUCCAGGCUCAGAGCUAUGAGGGACAAGAGGCGAAGAAUUCAGCCAGACACUUGA
Molecule: messenger RNA, 933 nt
Organism: Truncatella angustata
Lineage: Eukaryota; Fungi; Ascomycota; Sordariomycetes; Amphisphaeriales; Sporocadaceae
Product: ribosomal RNA-processing protein 7-domain-containing protein
Exons: 1
Coding region: 1-933 (310 amino acids)
Biological process (GO): ribosomal small subunit assembly; rRNA processing
Cellular component (GO): CURI complex; UTP-C complex
Source: RefSeq, a predicted model, not a curated record